Messenger RNA from Ectocarpus sp. CCAP 1310/34, 2705 nucleotides. The record is from the annotation of a GenBank genome assembly. NCBI's taxonomy places the organism in Eukaryota, Phaeophyceae, Ectocarpales, Ectocarpaceae.
AUGCCGCCGAUCUCUCGAACGUGUGACCCACGCCCGCUCUGUGUAUCCCGUCGCUUGUCACCCUCGACGAUCGAACUCGAGGCAGACUUGGUGAAGGACGACCUCAAGACUCCGGUGGACGGGUUGGUGUCGAGGGUGGACUACCGCGGCGUUAACCCCGCCGUCUGGUUCCUUUAUCUCGAGAUGUACGGCAAGGACAGCGCUCAGGACCUGUGCAGGCGAGCUUGUUUGAGCCACUGCCCUGCCUCCUUACGAACGCAAACGAGCUUGAUGUACGGCACUUCAGCCUGCUUCGAACAACUCCGGGCGUGCUCCAUUUCCGUUUAGCAAAAAUGCGAGUUCUACGGUUCUGCACCGCGUCAUGAGCACGGAUACCCCCUCCUUGCCUAUGUUUUUCGUAACCCAGAGUAGUCUUGUUUGAUUUCGUUCCACACAGAGCGGGUGGUGUGAUGUCGCGUUUAAGGUGAAUGGGUGAGUGCCUCGCUUCAACCUGUUGCCAGGGGGAGUACGCAUCCCUCGUUUCCGUCUCCACUGGUGCUUCAUUUUCUGACCCUUGUUCGUUGUGGGCGUUGUUUCCCCACGGUGGUGUGCAGACGUUUUGCUCCGCCCGCAGUGAAAAACGGAAACAAAUGGCACUUGGUCAUAAUUUUGGGGACAGGGAGCCUGGUGGUUUUAUUAGGGUUGGGGAAUCGUCAGCUUGCUCGUCACGUUCUCGUGCUUGGUGACGUAGAACCAACGAUCCUGCUGCUGCACACCCUGCUCGUGGCAAUAGAUUUCCUGUGAAAAAGGUUAGGCAAUAUGGAGUAACCGGUACCAGUCACCCUCAGGAUCCAUUCCCUCAUGCCAGUCUGGGUAGCCGGUACCGGAACCAUAGCAAUUGCGCAACCACCACUGAAGGAUCAAGAUUCCGUCCAGGUAGUAGCCCCCCCGUUCCGUACAGUAGCCUUGGGGUGGAGGGAGAACAUGAAAAUGCAUGCACGUUCAACCACGCAGUAGAGACUUUUGUUCAAGUGGACAGCACACGAGCGUUGCCGGGAGGAACAACACGCGCCCAAUGGAUAGAUGUUACACCGCGAUGACGUAGAGGUAGACAGUAGCCAAGACGCGAUCGUUGUCUGAUGAGAUGACCGCGCAUACGGCAGUCACGCCGAUUUAUUGGGGUCUACAUCAUGCCGGGAAAAUGGCAGAUGCGCCUACCCUGAGAAAAAUGGUCUCUUGGUGGUGUCUCUCUUGGGGGUAGAUACGGCAGUGUUACCCACGCAAUGCACUUCACCCGCCCACCCUUUUGUACCUCUUCUUCUUGCACACGACGCUCGAGACAUGCACAACGCCAGGUACGUGAUCGAUCUGUAUGAGGCAGAGGUGCCCCUCAAGUACCGACGAGAGAUCUGCGAGGAGCCCAUGCGAAGAGCACAGGUCGAGGUGCAGAAGAUGCGGUGGAGGGUCGAGCCCGAAGAAGCACGUCCGCCUGACAAGCCUAAGCUCUGCUGCUGCAUCACCGAGAGGGUGAUCGACUGCGUGUUCAUGUCGCUCUUUACCUGCUGCUCCAAGUGGCGCCGACGCUGUCCGUGGUGGCUCUGCUGUUGCUGCAACGCCAUCUGCCCCGGCCGCACGAGCGCAGCCGGCGGGCGAUACAGUCGCGUCACGACCGGCGAAGAGGGAGAGGAAGAUCAAGACAGUGAUCUAGACGACGACGAUGAUGACGACGACGUCGAUUUUGGCGCGAGAGAAGAGGAAGAAGACUUGUACCGGCUCAGGAGAGGCAGAGGUGGGGCAGGGGCAUCGAAACGCAGCGGCUAAGCUUCCUAUUCGCCGGGACCCCGCGGUGUCGGAUCGGUCGAGAGUGCGAAGAUAAUGGGGGUCCGUGCGAGACCGGAACAACUUAUUCUACAGUUCCAAGAUGAUGUGGGACAUGUGCUGUGGUUGUGCUGGUAAAUGAAGUGAAGUGUGAAUGCUGAAGGGUUGUGGGGAUCGUUGAUGCUAUGCUAUGUAGUGAACCCAAGUUAUGGAUAGCCUGAGAAAUGAGGUUGUAUGUUCGAGAUUGUCCACUAAGGAUAUCGGCAGUAUAGGUGAUUGUCUUCAAGGACGAGAGCUUGUUGUAGGUGUUUCUUGUGGAGAACUUGGCCGUAUCAAUGCCGUAUUCGCUAGUUGCACGCAAGCCCGAUGUGAAAGCUAUGCACUUGUGCGAUGCUGCGAACAUGCGAAAUUUCGAAAUUUUCAGACCCAUGGAUGUGUGUCGUGGGCAUUGUGCUUCCACCCCGAAUAUGUUUGGGCGUUCCCGAGGGCCGGCGUAGAUUUUCCAAGUGUAUCCCACGUGCCAAUCUCACGACCGAGGUCAGUACUUGAGCACUGAACUGAAUGUAGCCGGAGUCGAGUUUGGAGUCCAACCUGACGCACCGAACCAAUCGGCUUGUACUUGUAGCGAGAAGAAUGUCUGGGCACCUUCAGCAAUGCAGGAAUCAUUGGUACCUGCUGUGGGAGUGUGCCUACCGCAGUAGUACUUGAAGGAGAUUUCCGACGGUGUUGAAAGCCGGUUGCUUUUUGCGUUGUGUCGUUCGUGUGCUUGGGAUUUCCGGAGCAUGGCAUUUCCCGGUGGCGGCGCGGUCGCUCCCUCAUCUCAAAAUCACUUCUUUCCUCGCUGAUACUAUUUCCUACGGGCCCUUGCCUCCAUCGUCGACUUUUGUAACCUCCAGACUCUCGCACGA